Molecule: messenger RNA, 537 nt
Organism: Cynocephalus volans (Philippine flying lemur)
Lineage: Eukaryota; Metazoa; Chordata; Mammalia; Dermoptera; Cynocephalidae
Gene: NDUFA13
Product: NADH:ubiquinone oxidoreductase subunit A13
Exons: 5
Coding region: 24-458 (144 amino acids)
Source: RefSeq, a predicted model, not a curated record
CGGAAGUGUGGGGUGCUGUGAGCAUGGCGGCGUCGAAGGUGAAACAGGACAUGCCCCCGCCGGGGGGCUACGGCCCUAUCGACUACAAGCGGAACCUGCCGCGUCGGGGACUGUCGGGCUACAGCUUGUUUGCCGUGGGCAUCGGGACCUUGCUCUUCGGGUACUGGGGCAUGAUGAAAUGGAACCGCGAGCGCAGGCGCCUGCAGAUUGAGGACUUGGAGGCCCGCAUUGCACUGAUGCCACUGUUGCAGGCGGAGAAGGACCGGAGGAUCUUGCGGCUUCUUCGGGAGAACCUGGAGGAGGAGGCUAUCAUCAUGAAAGAUGUGCCCGACUGGAAGGUGGGUGAGUCCGUGUUCCACACAACGCGCUGGGUGCCCCCCCUGAUAGGCGAGCUGUAUGGGCUGCGCCCCACCGAGGAGACUCUCAAGGCCAGCCAUGGCUACUUACGGUACACGUAGGGCCUGUGCCUGCCGAUGCCCUGGACCCUGUGGACCCCACCCCUCCCCACUGGGAGAGAAUAAACGCUCUGGAGACCCA